Balaenoptera acutorostrata (minke whale) is the source of this 6211-nucleotide messenger RNA. RefSeq names its product doublecortin (gene DCX). Gene Ontology annotation, molecular function: microtubule binding. Gene Ontology annotation, cellular component: neuron projection; axoneme. NCBI's taxonomy places the organism in Eukaryota, Metazoa, Chordata, Mammalia, Artiodactyla, Balaenopteridae. The record is from RefSeq and is a predicted model, not a curated record. Gene Ontology annotation, biological process: intracellular signal transduction; retina development in camera-type eye; photoreceptor cell development. The coding region runs from base 1463 to 2647 and encodes 394 amino acids. The transcript has 16 exons.
AUACGUGGAGAAAAUACGGGAGAAAGAAGAAGCCGGAGAAAGGACGGGGAGGAACGGCCCCGCAAAGCUGUGGGGAACGGGAAGAGGAGGCGGAGGACCCUAAGGAGCGGGGGAGCUGAAGGAGAGCCCAGUCAGGCGCGGGGAGGAGCCGGCUGAGGAGCGGCGGCACCAGAGGUUGAGCUGCCGGGGAUUCCUCCCGAAUGCAACAGUCAGGCAAGGUUACCGAGGUUAACGGUCAGGCUGGCGGCAGCGAGCGGCGAGCUCAGCGCGGGCAGUCCCGCCGCCUCCCGCCCGCCUCCCGCUCGCCUCCCGCCCGCCUCCCGCUCGCCUUCCCCACUCACUUGCAAACUGUCGUGCGCCGAUACACACGCAAUAAGGUCGUCAAAGCUGGUGGUCCCUACAGUAACAAACACGCACUUCAUCGCGUGUGAGCCACAACCCUGAAUAUCAAGGGCCGGAUGUGACGUAGCGGAGCCCACGUGGACGCCGUGGAGCCCACGUGGACGCCGCAACUGCGCUAGCUUACCCGAAGAUUCUACUACAGGCUAGAAUUUGUAUCUUCAACAAAGAAGAACAAUCUCAGAGCCUCAUGGAAAAGGACCGUACCAGUAUGGUUAGCUAAUCCUUCAAGAUUCAUCAGAGGUGCAAGUUCCUCCAGGAAGCCCUUCUCUGACCCUUGUAAGGAAUAGCAACAUUGAUACUUCCUGAUUCAUAAGAACUCUUCCAGUCAUACAAAAGUCAUAGCAACAUAAAGCCAGGCAAGUUGGGAAAUUGACCUCAGCUCAAGGGGAGCCACCAAUGCCUCUCAGAACCAAAAACUCAAAAUCAGAUGCAAUGGUUUUCUUGAACAGACCAGACCUCAGCUCUGUGUCAAGGUUUAUUUGUCAUUGUUGCAAAGGACUUGCAGGGGAGAGCCCAUGUGGCAGAUGAAAGUGUCAAGCUAAGGUGAAAGAUUUCUGUCCAUCUAACCUGGUUCUUUGGAGAGGCUCCUUGAUGGAUGAAGACAUCAACAAGCAGAGGAGGAAGACCAUUAGCAGAUGCCAAGUUAUGCACAGAAAUCUUCUUUGAUAACCUCUCAUUGAAAGAAGCCAGAUACAAAAAACAAAAACAAAGACAAAGAACCACCAGAGAAACACAAAUAAAUCAGGCCAGAAGCAUUCAAGUCAGUUCUUGAAACAUUGAGCGCUUGUGUGCGAUCGGCAGUCACAGAACUGCUUCACCAAGGGGACUCCGCAAGGUCUAAGUUACAAGGAAGUUAGGAAGUAAGAGAACCUGGAGGACAAGAUUGAAGCCGAUGUUUUCAUGGCCUUAAUCAUUGUCUUGCUCGUCAGUGACCACUAUCCACACCUGAAGACAGUAAUUGGAAUGUUAGAACUUUAGAAGUGGUCCCAUCCCUCAUUUGUAAAAUGAGGGAACUGAGUUCCAGAGAGGAUUCUAAUUAACAGUGGACACCUGAUCUUGGAUGCUUCUUCGAAAACACCUCGACUUCCUUCAGAUCAGCAAAGUUUACAAUCAAAAACCCAAGCGGUCUCUGAGGUUCCACCAAAAUAUGGAACUUGAUUUUGGACAUUUUGAUGAAAGAGAUAAGACAUCCAGGAACAUGAGAGGCUCACGGAUGAAUGGGCUGCCUAGCCCCACUCACAGCGCCCAUUGUAGCUUCUACCGAACCCGAACCUUGCAGGCACUGAGCAACGAGAAGAAAGCCAAGAAGGUACGUUUCUACCGCAAUGGGGACCGCUACUUCAAGGGGAUUGUGUACGCUGUGUCCUCUGACCGUUUUCGCAGCUUCGACGCCUUGCUGGCUGACCUGACACGAUCUCUGUCUGACAACAUCAACCUGCCUCAGGGAGUGCGUUACAUUUACACCAUUGAUGGAUCCAGGAAAAUCGGAAGCAUGGAUGAACUGGAAGAAGGGGAAAGCUAUGUGUGCUCCUCAGACAACUUCUUUAAAAAGGUGGAGUACACCAAGAAUGUCAAUCCCAACUGGUCUGUCAAUGUGAAGACAUCUGCUAAUAUGAAAGCCCCUCAGUCCCUGGCUAGCAGCAACAGUGCCCAGGCCAGAGAGAACAAGGACUUUGUGCGGCCCAAGCUGGUGACCAUCAUCCGCAGUGGGGUGAAGCCUCGGAAGGCUGUGCGUGUGCUUCUGAACAAGAAGACAGCCCACUCCUUUGAGCAAGUCCUCACUGAUAUCACAGAAGCCAUCAAACUAGAGACCGGGGUUGUCAAAAAACUCUACACUCUGGAUGGAAAACAGGUAACCUGUCUCCAUGAUUUCUUUGGUGAUGACGAUGUGUUUAUUGCCUGCGGUCCUGAAAAAUUCCGUUAUGCUCAGGAUGACUUUUCUCUGGAUGAAAAUGAAUGCCGAGUCAUGAAGGGAAACCCAUCAGCCACAGCUGGCCCAAAGGCAUCCCCAACACCUCAGAAGAGUUCAGCCAAGAGCCCUGGCCCCAUGCGCCGGAGCAAGUCUCCAGCUGACUCAGGUAACGACCAAGACGCAAACGGAACCUCCAGCAGCCAGCUCUCUACCCCCAAGUCUAAGCAGUCUCCCAUCUCUACGCCCACCAGUCCUGGCAGCCUCCGGAAGCACAAGGACCUGUACCUGCCUCUAUCCUUGGAUGACUCAGACUCACUUGGCGAUUCCAUGUGAAGGAGGAGAGUAUUCAGAGUCCAGAGUACAAAUCCAAGCUUACCGUUACAAUAGGGUACUUCUGGUCAAGCGGCCAACAGGGCUACUGGUGCUUUCAAGUUUUUAUUUUGUUGUUGUUACUUUUAAAAACACACUGUAAUAUGUUGGGUUUAUUUUCCUGUGAUUUCUCCUCUGGGCCACUGAUCCACAGUUACCAAUUAUAAGAGACAGAUUGAUAAGCAUCCUUUGGGGUAACUUUCCAAGGAUGCAAAAUGUGCUAGUCCAUGACCUUUCUAUUGAAUACUUAGGCGCCUGCGUUAUUUUUCCCCGUCUCGCUUUGCUCAUACAUGACAGUCUUCCUUCUGUAGAGAGUUGUUUACAUACAUGGCACUUAAGAUGUGUGUGUGGGGGAAGAAAACUCAUUGGCAAAUCCAAGAGUGACAAAUACAAGUGCCCCUUGUCUCCCCAUCUCAAGAAUGCUGGAGGAUCUUGGGAAGACGGCAAGGCAGCUCCCCAGCCUGGCUCUUCACUCCUGAUUGAACCCCCAGUUUGUUGUUUAGCGCCAAUUCUGGCUGUCAAGGGGGAGAAACACCAGCAACUUGUCAUUCUGACACCAGAUGCUUAGGACCCCAGUGCAGGGCUACCUUAAAGAAACCAGGCAAAAUUGGAAAACACUGUAGACAUGUCAGUAGUGUUUAUACAGCACAGUGAAUUCCUUGUCAACAUCUCCACUGGGGCAAUUUAGAAUCAAUAAGCAAUUAAUAAGAGUUGGGGGUGAGCGGCUUCCAUAUACCUGAUUCCUCUAGGAGGCUGUCUAACACAAACCGUACGGUAUCCAUCUAUCUCUGUUCUAUUGAAUGCCUUGUCAACAGCUAACACUGAAAACACUGUGAGAAUUUGUUUUCAGGUCUGACACCUUUCGGUCGCUUUUUAUAGCAAGAAACCAAUAUCCUUUUUAUAAAACCUCGUGUCUAUAUUUCAGGAGCAAACUCUUCAGGCUCCUUUUUUAUAAACUGGUGAUUUUUCUUUUGUCUAAAAAACACAUGCAGAAAAUUUACCAAAAAAAAAAAAAUGCAGAAGAAUAACGUAGUUUAGAAAUCAUGCUGUCACUGCCAAACAGAAACCUCCAGGAAAAAACAAAAUGAAUAGCAGAGGCCAAUUCAAUAGAAUCAGUCUUUUGAUAACUUUUUAACAGUUAUGCUUACAUUAAUAAUUUCAAUGUGGACCAGACAUUCUGAUUAUAUUUUAAAUGAAAUGUUAUGGCAUAUUUUAAGCAGCUCUUUUUUAUCUAUAAUCCUGAUAUUUCAUACUGAAGACAGAGAGUCCUUUCACUUGUCUUUAACACUAGAAAGGAUUUCUCUUUGCUAAGGACUGAUCAUUUGAAAUAGUUCUCAGUCUUUGAGGUACAGGUUCAUAACACUGCUUUUUGUCUGUAAUCAUAGCCCAUAAUGGCAAAGACAACUAAAUCAAGUGAAAGCCAUGCAUGCCAAUUCUGUGUUUGCUUUUAGCAGAUAUGAAGAUGUCCUUAUUUCUUUGUAAUUGUUCAGAUAGUUGGAAAGGCGCAGCAUUUGAAGCCAAGCUGCUGUUUGGCUAUUGAAUGACUUGCAUUUGUUCCUACACUUUAACUAGAAUGAGCUUGCUGUGUGUGUGUGUGUGUGUGUGUGUGUGUGUGUGUGUGUGUGUGUGUGUGCAGCCGCUUCAUAAUUAGGAGAUAUUACAGGACACCCUGACAUGGAUCAGUGACAACUUGGUGGCAUUGCUGAUGUGCAGUGGGUAGGAGGAAACUCGUGAUGGAAGGGGUAGAUCAGAUGCCCCUAGACAAGCUUCAGGUGUCCUUAGCUACAUAAAACAGUUUUGGUUCAAGGAAAGUCCAGAUGUUGGUAGUAUUGAUUCCUGGUAAAACUGGUCAUUGAAGAACCCAAAAUGAUGAGAACCUCUUUUUGCCCCUCUCCUUUAUUCGUAGGCUGUUAGAAACCAUUAAGAAGCCCAUUGUACUUACCCCCUACUUCUUUCUAGAAGUUCAAGGUUUGCUUAGUGCCUGCCAGAGCAAUUUGUAGUUAAUUGGGAAAAAUUGGUACUUGGGUUGGAGGAUGUAGAGAGUGGUAGGAGGUCUGUUUCUAAACUGCAGGCCCGAUUCCCCAAAGAUUUCACCCACAAUCUUCCCCAGAUCUCAUUUAGUCCAAUUCCUUCGAUUUAAGAUGAAAUGCAGGCUGAGGCAGCUAAACGACCUACUGGUAAAGAGCCGGACCAGAGGAGAAACUCAGAUUUCCUCAUGUCCACGCCCUGUGCUACGCCUCUGAGCGUUCCCUUGCUUGUGGCAUAUGUACCAUUAGAAAGUAUUCAGUGGCCAUAUUUUCUUUAGAAUGAUCUUUCAACCUUCUAUAAUAAUCAAAGAAUUCCUAUUAUUAUCUUUUAUAAUAAUAAUCUUCUAUAAUAAUAAUAGAAUUUCUAUCUUUUAAAAAAAUCAAUUAUAAGGAAAUGUUUCUGUACUGCCACUUUAGGGGAGUUUGGUGUAGUUCAAAAUUCAAGCCUUUAACAAUUGCAUUUUAAAUUGGCCCAUUUUCAAGGCAAAAAGAAAUCUGGUUGUUACUGAGCACCUUCACCCCUGUCAUUGGUUCUCAAUUUUAUCCAAUCCGGUUUUACUACGAAAGUCCCAUUGUGUUACCUUCUGCACAGUCAGCAAGUAGCACGUCGCUCAGCAAGGAUUUGCCGCCACUCCCCCCUGCCCCAGUCUCCCUCCCUGUUGGACACACACACAGACACACACACAAUCCAUCUGUUGCUUGUUCCUACCUCCUGAUUUUUCUUCCUUACAGAAAUAGAAAUAGGGACAAAGAAAGGGAAAAUGUAUAUAUGGGGCUGGGCUGAACAACUUCAUAAGUAGUGUUAACUAGGGGUAAAUUGAGAGAAAAGUUCCUUUUCUCUUCACUGUUUUGGAAAGGAUAGCCAUUAGCAUGACUGCUUUGUGUCCUUAAGGACUUUAGUGUUAGCCUAGAUUGAAUCAUAGAGUUUUCUAGCUGGAAGGAACCUUAACAUCAUAUCGUCUACUCCAAAUUCCUCAUUUUCAGGCCAGGAACGGAGAUGCAGAGGUAAAGUAAUUUCCCCAAGGUCACACAGCUGGCUAGGGGCAGAGCUAGGAUUAGAACCCACAUCUCCUGGCUCUUACUCCAAGGCCUUUUCCCACUGAACUGUAUUGCCUUCCACUAGGCUCCUGAGAAUUCUUUCCCAGGGUCAUGUUGCAUCUUGGAGCCAUAUGCUGCUGCCCUGAUCUCAGUGGGAAAUCCACCCAGCAACCUAAUACGGCUCUUUCUCCCUAUAUUCACAUGGUUCCCAUCCACAUGGACUGCAGAUGUCCCCAAAGAGAAGGAGGUAUUGGGGACCAACAGGAACAGUGGGGUUGCUGACCUUGUCUAUCCAACACAGGGGAUCACUGCCCUGCCUUGAGGAGCCCUCAGAACAGUCCCCGGAGCUCCUGCCCUGUUCAGAUGGGAUGGGGGAAGACUGGUGUCCCCUGUCAGCUCACUUCAUCUCAUCUCAUACUGGUUGGUCUUUGUAGGCUGAGAAAAAUGUUUCUUGUUCCUAGAG